AUGAUCGUCCGACAUAUGCAAGACAAUAAAAUACCGGUAGAUCCGGUCGUGGCUAGUGCAAAUGAGGAUGUAAUGCCAUCGUUUACAUGCCAUCCUACACAUGAUUCUGCAUCACCCUCAGAUAGAUUAAUGUGUUCAGAAGCACGAGCUGACCAUUAUCGAAGAAGAACAAAACAUCAUAAAUACGAGAAGCAGUUUGAUGGAACACGGCUGUGUGUUUGGUAUGGUGCCGAGGAAAACGAUAAUAUUGAAGGAUGUCAAGGUAUAGCGUUCUUUUGUUUAAUACUUAGUUUGUUACAGAUGUUGCUACUACCCACCAGACAUUUUUGAUAUCUUUGGUUCUUUCAGGAAGCCAGCGCCAACAGUGCACUUAAAUUCGAAAUCAUGCCACAAAGCCGAGAGCUGACUUAUUUUCUGUACUUCAGAAGGAGCGCAUCAACUCAUCUAUUGCCUGUCGUUUGUGAAUGUCUGACAUAUAUUCUCCACGUCGUAAUAUUCGAGUUGUACAUAUUUUUCCACUUUCUAAUUUCAAAUUGUUUGAUGACUGUAAUGAGGAUCAUAUACUUGGUAUAAGUGAUCCAAGAAAUGGUUUAUUACUACACAAAAUU
Didymodactylos carnosus is the source of this 608-nucleotide messenger RNA. The record is from the annotation of a GenBank genome assembly. NCBI's taxonomy places the organism in Eukaryota, Metazoa, Rotifera, Eurotatoria, Philodinida, Philodinidae.